CGCAGCGCCCGCGGCGGCCGCGGCGCCCGUGGCGGCGGCGGCGCGGCGCCUGACGAGAUGGUAGAGAAGGCCAAACAGGAGGCGUACGUGGCGUCCCGCGUGGCGGAGCUGGCGCGCGCGGGGCUGUGGGCGGAGCGCCGCCUGCCGCGGGUGUUGGAGCCGCCGCGCGCCAAGUCGCACUGGGACUACUUGCUUGAGGAGAUGGCAUGGCUCGCGCAAGACUUCGCGCACGAGCGCAAAUGGAAGAAACAAGCGGCUAAGAAGUGUGCCCGAGCAGUACAAAAGUACUUUCAAGAUAAAGCUCUGGCAGCGCAAAAGGCUGAAAAAGCUCAAGAAUUACAGUUAAAGAAAAUUGCCGCCUUUGCAGCAAAGGAAAUACGAACAUUUUGGUCCAACGUUGAAAAGUUGGUGGAGUGGAAGCGAGUGCGGCGCGUGGAGCGCGCGCGCAAGGCCGCGCUCGACGAGCAGCUCAGCUACCUCGUCGACCGCACCGAGCGAUACUCGCGCCAGCUCGCCGCCAACCUCACGCCCGGCGCGCCCCCGCCGCACGCGCCCGACGACGACGACUUCACGCCGCGCGACUGCUCCGACGACGACGAGGAGACCAUCGCCGCGGCCGAGGCCGGCGUCCAGCCCGCCGACCACCGCGACGAGCUCGAAGCGCUCCGCCGCGACUCGCGCCAGCCCCUGGGCGACCUGUUACCUCCCGGCUACAUGCCUGCCAAUUCGCCGCCGCCCUCGGACUACGGACCCGACGCCGACGAUUCGGCCGACGACGAGCGCACAAUCGCGGAGCAAGAGCGCCUCGAACCGGCCGAGGACGCCGCCGACGAGUUGGCGGCCCUGCAUCGAGACGCCGAUCUGGCCAUCGACGAAUUACGACGCCGAUACGCCCCGCGCGACGACCGCCCCGACGGCGACGGUUCGGAGACCGACCGAGACGACGGCGUCGAAGACGACGACGACGCUGAGAACGAAGACGACGAAGAACAGGAGGACGACGACGCUAGCGACGACGACUCCGAAGCCAGCGAGUCCACCGCGGCGUCGGAAGGCAUGGAAGCCCUCAUAGACGAGCCGGGCGCGGACGGCGGCCAGGCGGCGGGCGGCGAGCGGCGCGUGGAGGCGGCGGCCGUGCUGGCGGCGUCGCUGCAGCCCACGGGCACGACGCUGUCGGAGACGGCCGUGGCCACGCGCGUGCCGCGCCUCCUGCGCCACGUGCUGCGCGAGUACCAGCACGUGGGGCUGCACUGGCUGGCCACCAUGUACGCGCGCGGCCUCAACGGCAUCCUGGCCGACGAGAUGGGGCUGGGCAAGACGGUGCAGACCAUCGCCUUGCUGGCGCAUCUGGCGCUGGAGCGCGGGGACUGGGGCCCGCACCUGGUGGUGGCGCCCACGUCCGUGGUGCUCAACUGGGAGAUGGAGUUCAAGAAGUGGUGUCCCGCUUUUAAGAUCCUCACUUAUUACGGCACUAUCAAGGAGCGUAAAAUGAAACGUGUCGGGUGGACUAAAGCUAACUCGUUCCAUGUGUGCAUAACCUCGUAUAAACUCGUAGUGCAGGAUCAUCAAAGUUUUCGAAGAAAAAGGUGGAAAUAUCUUAUUCUCGAUGAGGCACAGAACAUUAAAAACUUCAAAUCUCAAAGGUGGCAGAUGCUAUUAAACUUUCAAACCGAAAGACGUCUGCUCCUGACGGGCACGCCGCUGCAGAACUCGCUGCUGGAGCUGUGGUCGCUGAUGCACUUCCUGAUGCCGGACGUGUUCGCGUCGCACUCCGAGUUCCGCGAGUGGUUCGGCAGCGUCGGCGGCAUCGCGGCCGGCAGCGCGCGCUACGACGAGGCGCUGGUGCGGCGCCUGCACGAGGUGCUGCGGCCCUUCCUGCUGCGCCGGCUCAAGGCGGACGUGGAGCGCCAGAUGCCGCGCAAGUACGAGCACGUGCUGCUCUGCCGCCUCGCCAAGCGACAGCGCUUCCUCUACGACGACUUCAUGUCGCGCGCCAAGACUAAGGAGAGUCUGGCAUCUGGGCAUCUGCUCAGUGUUAUCAACGUGCUCAUGCAGUUACGAAAAGUGUGCAACCACCCCGACCUGUUCGAGCCGCGCCCCGUCUCCUCCCCGCUGCAGCUGCCCGGCCUGCGCCUGCUGGCGCCCGCGCUCGUGCUCGCCACCGGCCUCGCGCAGCGCGCCAGCCUCGCCGCGCGCCUCGGCGGGGACCUCGCCUCGCUCGAGGCCGACGGCGCCGGCGCCUUCGCCGCACACCGCGCUCGACACUUGGCGCCGCCGCGCCGCCUCGUCGAGGAGCUGGGCGCCGGCCCGCCGCGAGCCGCGCCGCGCCCUCCGCCGGCCGGCUUGCGACUGCACCUACGACUGGUGCCACGCGCCGCGCCUCCCGACGCGGCUGCGCCCGUCCCGCCGCCCGCUCUACCGCUGCGGGCUCGCGCAGCACCACCGCCGCCCGCUGCGCCGCCCCCGGCCGCGGCGGGCGGUGCGCGCGCGGCGGAGGCUCGCAGACGCGCGUGCCUGCGACGGCUGGCGGCUCACAACGAGCGUCGUUGCUGGCGCCUGCCGCUGUACGGCAGCGACCUGCGCGCCGCCGUGCACGCGGGCGGGCCGGCGCUGGCGGCGCGCGACCUGGGCGCGGUGCUGGCGGAGCUGCAGCCGCAGUUGGAGCGGUUCUGCUGCUGUGCGUGGCGGCGGCGCGCGCGGCGGCGCCGCAGCUGGUGCUGGGCGCGGGCGCGGCGGCGCGAGACUGGCGGCGCGGCGCGGCGCGGCUGGCGGGCGCGGGCGCGGCGGCGCGGCGCGCGCUGUGGGUGUUCCACGCGGCCGCGUCGCGGCAGGCGGUGGCGUUCCCGCACCCGUCGCUGCUGCAGUACGACUGCGGUGAGUCCCGCGCGCCGGCUCGCGUCUAGCGCUAGUUUUUGCUGA
This is a messenger RNA of Spodoptera littoralis (African cotton leafworm), 2919 nucleotides long. The record is from the annotation of a GenBank genome assembly. Lineage: Eukaryota; Metazoa; Arthropoda; Insecta; Lepidoptera; Noctuidae.